AAGAAAGAGGGGUAGAUGGCAUGGGAGUGUUUCCGCAAGGAUGUCCUUCCAUUCACAGCAAUAGUUGCAGUGGAGUGCACUAGUGUGGGCUUAAAAAUUCUUUUCAAAGCAGCCGCUUUGAGAGGAAUGAGCUACUAUGUCUUCAUCACAUACUCUUAUGCUGUUGCUACUCUUAUUCUCCUCCCUUUUCCCUUAAUCUUUCGCAGCACAGCAGCUCUUCCCUCAUCGAAGUUCCCCCUUAUCUCUAGAAUUUGUCUUCUCGGGCUUAUUGGGUUUGUAGCUCAUAUGUGCGGAUAUAAAGGUAUAGAAUAUGGCUCACCAACUCUGGCUUCAGCAAUCAGCAGCCUCACUCCGGCGUUUACCUUCAUCCUUGCCAUCAUUUUCAGGUUUCUUCCCUCUUCUACUUCUCAAGCUAAAAUUAUUGGCACCAUAGCAUCAAUAUCAGGUGCAUUAGUGAUUAUUUUCUACAAGGGCCCCGAAGUGUUUUCAUCUCCCACUUUGAUGCCAUCAUCAUCUGUCUCAUAUUGGCCUCUUGAGUCCUCACAAUCAAAUUGGGCCGCUGGUGGCCUCCUACUUGCUGUUGAGUGUUUCCUUGGUUCCAUCUGGUACAUUAUUCAGACACAGGCUAUGAAGAUAUGCCCGGCAGAGCUGAUCGUAGUCUUCUUUCACGACUUAUGUGGAACCAUUAUAUCUGCACCAGUAUGCUUGUUAGCGGAAUCAAACUUGAGUGCCUGGAGACUAAGGCCUAGCAUAGCAAAAGUUGCAGUUGUAUACUCUGGAUUUACUGGGACAUUACUUGGCAUUCUUGUGCACACCUGGGGCCUACGCGUUAAGGGUCCUGUCUAUGUAGCACUUUUUAAGCCAUUGUCUAUCGCUAUUGCAGCUGUUUUGAGUGCUACAUUCCUUGGUGAUGCUCUGCAUCUUGGAAGUGUCGUUGGAGCAGUGAUAUUAUCCGUCGGAUUUUAUGCUGUAAUAUGGGGAAAAGCAAAAGAAAAUACGGCUGACUCUGGCUUUAGCAGCUUGGCAUCCUCCUCCACGGCCCCCUUGUUGCAAACUCAAUGUAUCGAAGAUAUGACUCAGUAAUGAAUCCAUUCAAAACAAGUCUGAGCUCAGUAAGCCAUUUUGUUUCCAAUCAAGCUGGAGAACUGAAAAACAGAGCUCCAUGUAGAGCAACUUGGAUCCCCUAUAUUUAAUAUUUAUUAUACGAUAUAAAUUCUAAAGAGACAAACACGAAACCUCAAAAACAUGUUUCACGGACAACGUGGAGUCCAUCACGUGACCUGGUCGGCCAUUCGAAGGUCCCACGUGAUAGAAAGGGGUUAAUGGCUAUUGGGCUAUUGUUGGGUUCGGGCAUUUCAAAAGGCCAUCAGAUUUGCCCAUAGUCCCUCCUUUGGGCCGUCCAGCGAUCCCUAGCUCGCACUGUUUGGGCUACAGCUUGAUGGUACUUGGGCUCCUUGAGCCUUCUGAAAAGUACUUUUUGUAAUUAAUUAUUCUUUUUGGUUCCAAAUUA
Messenger RNA from Theobroma cacao (cacao), 1510 nucleotides. RefSeq names its product WAT1-related protein At5g40240-like. The record is from RefSeq and is a predicted model, not a curated record. Gene Ontology annotation, molecular function: transmembrane transporter activity. NCBI's taxonomy places the organism in Eukaryota, Viridiplantae, Streptophyta, Magnoliopsida, Malvales, Malvaceae. Gene Ontology annotation, cellular component: membrane.